Messenger RNA from Pocillopora meandrina, 12172 nucleotides. The record is from the annotation of a GenBank genome assembly. NCBI's taxonomy places the organism in Eukaryota, Metazoa, Cnidaria, Anthozoa, Scleractinia, Pocilloporidae.
CUGGAAGCCACAGCUCAGCGGGAUUUCAGUUCAAAAUUCGUUCCGCAAGCUCUCCUCAAGAUGAUUUACAAACGAGUGCUGUCUUUGAGCUCUUUGAUAAUCCUUUGGUUACAGAGCAGAAGCUUUAUAAGUGGUAAAUGCCUCCACGAAUUCUCAGGUCAGUCAGCGUUUGCGCAUGUUUUGAAUAAGAGCGAUUCGCUUUACUCCAAUGAUAGCAAGAAUGUUUACUUGAACGAUCAGACUUGUUAACGCAGAGCAACACAUCCUAGUGAUUGCUACAAACUAUUGAUCAUGAUUUUCCGUGAUACAGUAUAUUGUCACGAAGAGUCACUCUUGAUUAAAUCAUUGCAACUAUAAAGUAAUUUAAACUCAGUCUCUACACGUACGUGUAGCAAUAACAUUACAUUAACUCACGCGAGCCGUUAAAGAUCUAACAGAGACCUUUAUUUAAAAGCGUAGUUCAAUCGCAUUUAAACACGUUUCAAAAUAAUUCUCCUUUUUUAUGUAAUGAAACUUGUUAUCGACGUUUCGUAGUAGGUUGAUAUACUGAUCGAAUGUUUCAACUUACUGCCGGCAGAGGUCGAAUACUCAAUACGACAUUUUGUACACACAACCAAGCAAAGUGUUUUUGGACAAAUAAGAGCACCACCUACGUAGAUUGCAAAUUUAAAUAAAAAUCGAUUCUUCAUAAACUGAUAAUCAGUGAUCGUGUGUAGCAAUCAAUAACUAAACUACAGGAAACUGUAGCUGUUGGAAACGAGCCUAAUAUAUCAAUAUACGCAGCAGCUGAUCUUAAGAAAUGUCACCUAUCAAGAUCGCGCGGACUGUGCAAAACCACAGAACACCAACCCAGUCAGGAUAAAAGGAAGCACGUUUGUUUUCUUUUCUGUAUUUCAUAAGUCUUCUGCCCACUAAAACACUAGGAAUAGAAACGCUGAAGAAACACUGAAAUUAUCCUUAUCGUGGUAACGAUAGAUGUCGCUAUAAAGAGUACUUCCGUGGCCCUGGUUUCGCCGGUGAAUGCGGGAUCUUUGCCAAGGGUCACGCUAACUGUUUUCGGCCUGUCAGAUAGCUCAAAUUUAAAGUAGGUCUAAAAGAGCAAAAAACGGUACAAAAAAAACCAACAACAACUACGAACACAGCUGAUUCAAAGGAGCACUUAGUAGAAUAUAGUGUAGCUGAAAGUGUGUAAACAUAAUUGUUAUGUGUUUGGUUCGGGCCCACUGUCAAGAAAUAUUUAAUGAAAAUAAAGGAGGACUUUUUCCGAGUUUACGGGUUUAUCAAUUCUCGAAUUCGAAAGCUAACUAAAUCCAACUAUCCAGUCAAGCCUUGCACAGCUGUCUCCAUGAACUUCUGCCGGCUGCCACUGUUUAGAUAAAGCUAUGUAAAUAGGGAAGAAGUCCUGAAAUCUCGGCGAUCAAGUUUCAUCGCUAAGUUCAGAACAAGCAUUUCACGUCAAGUAAGGAAAAUAAAUGGCGACAGCAGUAUCAAACUUUCAAUCAUGUAUCUCAAUUCAUCUUACCCUUAUUUAUUCCCCAACACGAGCAAGCGUGUUCUCCAUGUUUUUCCCUGUAAAAUUCCCAUGGUACUGUCAGGAGAAUUUGUACAUCAAUCAAGAGGUUUUUUUUCAGAUGGUGACCAUUUCCUUUAUUCUUUUGAGCUUAAUGUUUUACUCAGUAGAGAUAUUGUAAGGAAAAUUUUGAUGCUAGUAACUCUUGGGUUAAGAGAUUUUUAUGGCUAAUAAAGCCGAUUGUUUAGUUUUUAACUCAAGGACGAUUUUCGUGCUUUGACAAAAAUUUACCCGCCUAGAGAUUACCUUCAAGACCUUGUUGCCGUUAAUUCAGCAACUGUCUGUCCUAAGGAAUUGCAUGAGCUUUGAUUUUAACUACCGCAGACAAUGUUUUUUUAAUCGAUUUUUACCGAUAUUCUUCUUCGAAGCAGGUCCAACAGAGAAACAGAAAUUAACCUUUCAAGGAAAGGAGUUACCACUGACAAUUUCCUAUGGACAUCGCGCUUCCCAGCAAGCCACUGCACAGCUUACUAAGAUUUUACUAGAGGAAGGCCUGGGGUACGAUGACGUCAAAUUGGUACCCUGCUUUCAAGAGACUUUAGGAACUAAUUGUGGGAGUGCCAGGUAAAACAAAGUGCCUACAGUUAAUCUCAUGCAGUAAAACUUGCCCUUUUCUUAGUCUAUGCAGAAUCUACGCAUCUCUUGGGCAGCACACUAGAGCUUAGUUGUUGCAGUCAGUACGUAGCUUAGCCUAAGUUUCAGUUACGUAUCAAAAUACAGUUGAGCGAUGACUUGUAAAGAAGUGCAGCGCUUUUGUUUGUGAUUAUUUUUGCCUGUUUGUCUGUCUAUCUGUCUGGCCAAGGAACACUAGAUGACUGGUCCAUAAAAACAAGUGUGCUCUACAAGGGUAAUUGUCUUUGUCAGUGUAUCUGUCUAUCCGUCUGGCCAAGGAACAUCAGUUGAUUUGAAUACUUAUUUAAUUAUCCCGAUUACAGAUUUUCUGGUGUUCCGCAAGCCAUGAUAGACACAGAGGUCUGGGUACCAUUUGACCGUGAAUACCCUGCAGAGAAUGAGGUAGUGGCGGAUGUGGGAUCAAUAGGAUUCACGGGAAGGUUAGUCAUAGGAAAACAUCGGGCUCUUGGAGUCUAAGAAUCCUCAGGCUGAAAAAGAAAGAAGCUUUUCCUUGAUCUACUCUUUUUGUAGAUGGUUGUGUCACGUCGCGAGUAGCAGAUCGCAGCCACAAUUUGCUUCGUGUGACCGUUAAAGCAUGUUUGUGAAAAUCUUUUUUUCCGAGCAAUAGAAUUUUGUUCCCUUAAUGAGUCUCACAAUUCCAACCUGGUGUGAUUUAUGUGAUGUUCACGAUUGCAAAAUAAUUCCCAACGACUUGCUUUGGAAUAAGUACACACGACUCGUUUAACUGCAGCGAGUUGUCAUCUAGAAAUGUGUCGGCCCUCACUUACCAUGAUAUGUACGAAUUUUUAGAGUUUGUGUCGGUGGGUUAUGACUGUUCUACUCUCGUGUAAUUAAAAAAACGUCUUAUUCCAGAUUAGGCUGGUUUACAAACUCCUUCUUUGUUGAUCGAAUGUGGAGCGAACACCACCAACCCGCUGAUCAUUGGAGAGCCCUACAGCUUCGUGUUGUACUACAGGAACUUCCCCUCGCAUCGGAACUGAUCACAUGUCAGGCUUGCAUAGAAAACGAGUUCCAUCCUCUGCAGUGUGUCCAACUAAACCAAAGUGGCGAAAAUUGUGUUGCUCUUAUGGCUGCACAUAAAGGUGAAAUUCAAUAAAAAAUAUUUUCUUUCUCGUUGGGAGAUAAAGUAGCUAGCCGGUUACCGCAACACAGCGGUUUUAAGCAUGAGCUUGAUAUCACGGUGAUUUUAAUUAUCACAGGUAAUCUCAGUUCUUUCAUGGUCGAGGAUCAGAUUUCAAGUCUUCGAUUGAACAUAUCAGUGAUAUGGCUUGGAAAUAACCUUACUUCCACAGUUUUGCUGAAUGAAGCAAAGAGUAAGCCGUUACUAUUUUAUGCCUGGGAUCCAUGCCCUUUAACCACAGAUGACAAAUUUAGGAGGAUUACCUUCCCUGGAUGCAGGUAAUCAUUAUAUCCAUUAACUCUAUCCUAGAAGCGAUAUUGUCAUGCAAAUUCUUAGAUUUGUUUUCCUUUUCAGCUUUUCUUCGAACUACAUCGCCAUAAACCACACGAAUAAAUAUCAUGGAGGAUGCGAUUUUCCCUUGUACGACCUGCGUAAGUUUGUUUGGAAGGAAAUACAAAAUCGUUACAAGGACAUUUAUGGCCUAUUAAAAGCCAUCAGCUUUACACGAGAGCAAAUCACUGAUAUACUUCAUCAGGUCGGCACAACACAAAACAGCGCGUUAAUCAAUGACUCCAUGUGCCAUUGGCUGAAUAAAUCACGCGAUAUUUGGUUGCCAUGGAUACAAGCUGAAACUACAGCUAAAAGAACUGUGUAUAUUGGAGGGAUGUUUCCUAGUCUUGUGGAGGCAAAGGCUGUAUGGUCAAGUCCGGGUGAUGAAGUUGGAGCCCAACUAGCUAUCCAGGAGAUUAACAGAGACAAAAACGUUUUGGAGCGCUGCAGGCUUGAGCUACUUGUAGCUCCAACUCAGUGCAGAGGAGAGCUGGUGAUUUCGGCCUAUGUACGAUACCUGAAUCUGCAUCAUUCAAAAAAAGUGAUCGGUAUCGUUGGACCAGCAUGCAGCAAGGCAACACUUCCAAUAGCCGACGUGGCGCGAUUUCACAACACAGUUCUGAUGGGCUACAGCGCUGAUGACGUGUCUUUAUCCGAUAGAACGAGAUUUCCGAUGUUUUUCCGAACAAAUCCAAGCAUUGACGAAUUCAAGCUCGCAUACUUAUCAAUUUUUCGAGAAUUUAGUUGGAAGAAAUGUGUUGUCUUGCGUGAGGCUAAGUAUCCAGUAAACACGGUACAGUCUCGUACAGAAUUCCUUACAAAACACGGAGUUCAAGUACUGUCACGUGAGUUGCCGUCCGGUGAAGACCUGGACGCCAAGAGUUAUGUCAAGAACGUUGCAGAGAGUAAACUGACGGUGGUAAUGUUGGACGCCUACCCAGAGGUCACCAGGGCAGUGACAUGUCAAGCAUAUAAGGAGGUAUGAAAGUUUCCAAGCAUACAUAAUGAUUUCAGACGCUCAUCACCUGUACUGUAUUAAAGGUCCUCUACACAAGUAGUUUACACUUAAUUCCAACAGGUAAUAAAUGAUCUCCCAAGGUGGCUAACAAUCUGUGCAUUUCAACAAAAUGCAAUUAUAUUUCAAAGAAAACCAGGCGGAUUUCAGGCUCUUUUUUCUGUACCGUGCUCUAAUCAUUUGCCUAGUAAAACCCAUCUCGAUAAAGCAAUCAUAUUAUCAAUAAAAACUCUUUGGAUACACCUUCGCCCCAUCGAAAAGCCAGAAAACAGUAGGUGUUUAGUUUACUGAAUGUAGCGGCCCUCUAGGCUACUAAUUUCAAAAGGAACGUGACUCGUUAUUUAAGGAACUUUGCAUCCCUACUACACCAAGUACAGCUUUCUACACUAAUUUUUCUCAUACCUUUUUUCCUUAAAUUUGAUCAGGGUCUAACUUCAGAAAAAGGUUACGUGUGGUUCUUACUUGAUUGGCUGGAAUCUGAUUGGUGGGACGUAGAUUUUUAUAACAGCAAAAGGCACGCCGCACCAGAAAGCGUACCGUGCUCUACUGAUGACAUGAAGACUUUUGUUGAUCAAGGCUACUUCACUUUAUCUUCUCCCUUUUUCGGAGAUGACGAACAACUCGUUGAGGGAGGAGGAACUGUUAAACAAUGGAAAGAACGAUAUCGAUUUACCGUGGCAAAGCAGGUGAAAGCACAGUGAUGCAAUUGCUUCCGUCGUUCGUCAAAGUUUUCUCAUGAUUUGGUGGAGAUGUUAGCUCAGACGAAGCAAUAUCGCGUUAUAUACCAUCAUAAAUGCGCAGAGGUGAAGCAGGGGUGGUGGGUGGUGGGUGCCUUUAGCCCUCUUAGAGAAGGAUUUGUAACAACACGCAAGUCCUAUAAGCUUACUCAUGUGACGCGUGUCAAUAUUCUUACUUUGAUUUUCACUUUUGCAUCCCUUACGAAAAUCCUAGCAAAAAAAGCAGUGACUACCAAUAUAAGUGAUUUUAGGAGUGCAUCUUAUUUAGAAAGAUUUAGAGGAGCCAUACCUUAGACUUCCACAUUGCCAGGCUAGAGUUACAAGCUGUCAUGGUUCUGCUGCCUCCUUUGUUCAGUUUAUCUUAACGUUAUUUUUCUUUCACAGAAAAAGGAAUGGUCGGAUUACGCAUCGUUUGCGCAUGACGCUGUGUGGACAUACGCUGUAGCACUGGACCAGCUGCUCAAGAAUGACUCCUCAGCUUUGGAUAAGAUUGAUACCAAUUCUACCUCAGCGUAAGUAUAUUUUGAUGUUAUUUGGUAUUACAAAAUGUUUUACAGGUUUAAAGCUGAAACGCUGGUUUCCUAAAGACGAACGUAAACGACGCCAGUUUUAAUGUCAUGCAACCAGUAAUACUUUGAGAGGUCUGUACGAAGGAGGGAAACAAUUAACCCGCUCUUAGGAAUUUGAUAAAGCACUUGACUGAUUAAGGUGUGUAAAAAAAUUGUGCCAGAUUCAUUCGUAAAAAACAGGCCACCGAAUUAUGUGAAACUCUGAAGUCAAAGCUUGAAACAGCGAUGCAAUAUUUAGAUAACGUAGCAAACACGGAGACAAAGAUGAACGAAGCUGAAGAAGGUUUAAAAGCCUUGCAAUUGAGAUUUUUAGAUAAACUCUUUUGUUUGAAAAUUUAAUAGCCAACGUUCGGUGGUAAUUUGGUGGUCAUUCAAACGAAAGUUUAAUUUCAAACCUCUAAAAAGGUACAGUUAUACACAAGUUUCCCUUUCAGAGAGCACAUGCCCAACUUGAUAUGAAGAAAAAGGCCUAAAAACCGUCUCCAAUACUAACAAAAAAGCCAGAUUCAAACAAUGAUUAUCAAAUAUUAUCGAGGGUUAAUAUAAUAUGGUUGAGUAUUUUACAAUAAACUUACUGCUCAAGGUUUAGGUUCUUAUUUCAAAAAAAUGUCAACCUGAUCAUCUUUCGCUUCCAAUUAAUCAGAAAGUUCCGUCGCUAUAUACAGCAAGUGGACUUCUUGGGUGUGUCUGGAAGGGUUCACUUUAACAAAGGCGAUCGUCUCUCCGACAUCAUCAUCAAACAGAAAUUCACUUCGCACUCCGUAACCAUUGGAAACUUCAUCCAUGCCCACAAACCGAACGCAACUUACUCAGGAGGCCUGCAGUGGAAUCCUAACACAAUUACAUGGGCCUCGGGAACAAUACCAAGUGAUGUUUUACCAGGCGAGUUUCUUCAGUUCAUCUAUUCUUUAUUUUAAAAUUCCAGAAGUAACCUCUAACUUUGAAAAAUCAAUUGUGUUGUUGAUAAAUCCAAGAAUUUCUUACCUUUUAGCAGGGAGUGUUUUGAUUUUAUUACGAUCCGCCGCAUUCAGCACCGUUUUGAGAAGUAGUUUCGCUCGUCGCAGGCGACGAGCGAAAAAAACUUAGACUUAGCUUCCUUAUUUUAUAUUACUGCGAUGAUAUAUUCUAAAGUCAGUUUAUUUAUUAAACCGAGUACUGUACUUGAAGUUUGUCUUAUCAAGAAGAAGGGAACUUUUGUCGUCCUUUUCCUUUUCAGCCAGUCCUUAUUAGUAUUAUUGUUAAAUCACCCUGAAUUCGGCUCCUAGAAAAUAUAUCCUAAUGUUUUUUUGACAUUUCUAUAAAGAACCUGAACCCAGGGCACUAUGCGCAGUGGAGAAUUUAAGAAAAGCUUUGGGUGUGUCCUGUCGAGUGGCAAUUGGUAUUGCCGUACUCAUUGGUGAGUCAAAUUAAACACGUAGUGAUCAGUUUCUAAAAGUGAGGAGCGAGAGCAUAUCUAUCCUAAUAUCAAGCUUAAGAAAUCGAUGGUUUGAGUUCUGCUUUGAUCCUCUUCGUCUACUUCCUUUCAUCAAAAACUGGAUCAUUGGAUGAUGCAAUUCAAGAGUUUUUAUUAGCUUUGCCAUCAUGGGUUAUGAGACAUUAUACGAUUCUCUACAAAUAUGGUAAGUGUACGCGUGUAUAAAAUUGAGAUGAUUUAUCUAUAUUUUGGGGCGUUUCUAAUAAAACAAUUAUUCCACUCGCGCCUGUUGAAUAUAUAUGAGAUGAUUGUAGCCAACUCGGCUUACAGACCUCUUUGGAUAUCUAUCGUCUUAUAUACGACGGGCGCUGUUGGAUUGUUUGUUAUUAUCUUUCCUCCAUAACGCUCAUGUCUCACAGUCUUGCAAGCAACUCUGUUUUGAGUUUCGAGAGAAGAACUUGUCACCUUUCAGCCUAUCUAUUCCUAUAACUUUGGUUCUUCUGUUGGAGUAAACUUUGGGUAGACCUGCUCGAAGAGAGUGACAUGUACACUGCGCUUUUUUGGUUGAGUUUUUUUUUCUCAAAAUUUGGAUGGGAGGUUGUCACGUUUUCCUUGGUUAGCAUCGAGAAAGAACUCUGCUGUCGUUGAAAGUCAUGAAAGUUUUGGGCAAUAAUGCUAUUUUUUAUCUGAAGUAUUCAGGAAUAUUCAAAAAAAUCAUAAGAAAAGGAAUGAUUCUAUCUAAAAAAAAACAUAUUUCUCUCUUUAGUCUAUAAUCCACUCACUGAAAAUAUUUUAUUUUUCCCAAAGCCCUGAUAUCUGUUUCGGUACUCCUGAUAUUUGUUGUACGGAUUCUCAAAGGAAGGUAAGACGCCAAUAAGAUGAUGUAAUUUUAAGCAAACGUAAAAAAAUCUAUACCAGAAGUAAGAUGAUAACUUUAUACUCGGAUAUUUCUAUGCGAAAGCAGGGACAUCUGUUUUCAGAACGAAAAAUAUCGAAAAUACGGGAAAAUCUUAUCAUUUGUUGAAAUGUUUCUCCUUCUGUACCUGACACUGGCAAAUAAAACUUAAUUAUCUUAAUUACUCCAUCGCUGUGACUGAUUAAAAGAUAUGCAUGCAUGCAGGAACUUUUUCAAUCUCUCUUUACACCAGAUAUUCUUCAAAGUACCGUAACACUAAAAAUCGUCUGCGCGAGCUGGGUCUCUUGGAUUCCAAUUUCACCGGGUCCAUAUUUAUACUAGACGAUUGGGAAAUACCGCGAGAAAAACUGGUUUUAAACAGGAAACUCGGCGAGGGAGCUUUCGGAGCUGUGUUUGGUGGAGAAGGUAUGGGUCUGAAGGAAUCUGAGGUCUCGGUACCAGUAGCAGUGAAAACUCUCAGAGUUGGAGCAACGAUUGAGGAUAAGGUGAGGGUUUGUGUGAGUUCCUGCACGUUGAGGCUGAAGUGUAAAAGUACUGUUGGAAUGUUUGUGCUAUAUCCAGAACGCUGUGAUUGUUCGUGAUUGGAGGAUCUAGAGGAAAAGAGUAUUUUUAAUUUUAAAAUGCAAAUAAAUGUCAAGGAAAAUAGUGUAGGACAUCAUUUCGUUGUACCAACGUGUAAAUUAUAUGGAAAAAAAAAAGCUCGAACAAUUGUUGAUCACUGAGAUGGUCUGGGAUCACACAAGGGUGCGCUAAGGUACGAUCAAGAGGAGUGGAUUUGCCCCGCGUAUCACGAAUGAAUUUUGAAAAUAUAGAUUAAAGAUAUGCAUGCCUGAGAGAGAACAUUGAACAACAAACCGUAUGCAAUUUAUAAGAAUUUUUCGCUGUCGCCAAAUAACCCUCUUUUAUCUGCUAUGCUUUUGAAAAUCAGUUGUAGAGAAGGUAACAAAUAGCAAGUAGCGAAUCUCUGCUCUUGUUAUGACUAGGGAUUUUAUGAAUCUUACCCUACACAGAUUGAAUUUCUGAGCGAGGCAGAUAAAAUGAAGCUCCUUUCCCAUCCAAACCUGGUGAAGCUUCUUGCCGUGUGUACCACAGGCGAACCAGUAUAUAUUGUUAUGGAACUCAUGAUACACGGUAACACAUUUACCACGUUCUGUUCGACCUUUUUACAGUUUUGGAGCCUCUUGCUGACUUCAGUUAACAUGAUUUUGAUUGUGUUUUUAGGUGACUUGAAAAAUUUUCUUCUUGCUCGGCGUCGCAUGGUGAAUCAACCUGGAGCUCCUGAGGUAACGAUUAUUUUAAUAAUACAGGAUUGUAUGGCAGAAUUUCUGUCAAGACUAACAUUACAUAAAUAUUUAUUUCAAAGUCCGAAGAUGUCACUCCGGAAAAGCUGACAACUAUGGCACUGGACAUUGCUCGCGGGCUCCAGUACCUGACAGAUAUGAACUUUGUGCACAGGUGAAGCUAAAAACUAGUGCUUUAAAGCAUAGAUGCGCAACAGAAGGAGGACACCGGAAUAUUCAAUACUAUUGAACCAAAGUUCUGAGUUUCAUAGGAAAUAAUAUACAUGAAAAAAGAACGUUGGGUCUGAACGCGCUCCUAAUUGGCUGAGUACAAUCUCAUGAAACACGAAUGCAAAGUUGUAACACGAGUGCAAAUUACAAAUAGCGCACACACACUUUCAAAAUUUCGUCUGUCUUGACUUUUUGUGAUUUUUUUAUGUACCUUAUUAAAAAGUAAUAGUAUGAUUUCUCUUGCAAUUUGGUGUAAUAAGCACUGUAAGUUUUUCAAAGACUAGAAAAUUGCACAUUCCCUACGGGUUCGUGCAAUUUUGUUGUCUUCGAAAAAUUUACUCGUGUUUAUUAACACCAAAUUGCACUCGAAAUCAUGUUAUUACCUAUAAAAAGCGAAUUUAAAAUCGAGCAAACUGAUUGUUUGAGUUACAUGUAAGGACCAGAAUUAUCCCACGUGAGACGGAAAGAUCACGGAUGAUGCAGGUCCUCGGGUUGGGAAAAAAAAGGUUCAAUUGCGCAUGUCUCAUUAGUAAACUAAAGCAGCUUCAAAUGCGCUAUGGCCAACCAUUUGUACCCUCUCCCCCCCCCCCCCCCCCCCCAUUGUUCUCCUUAUGUGUUAUGCAAAAACUUAAUUUGUUUUAUGCAAAAAGCAAAUUUAUGUCUCGUGUGACGGAAAACACAAAUUAAUGACUUGGUAAUGAAAAAACAUAGGAAAGGGAAAAUGAAACUAAGAGGGAAAGGGCGGGUUGAACGAAUUGGACGAUUUAAAAGGAUCAAAAUUUGGAUAUUUGAAAAAUUACAUCCAAAGUUUGUAAGAUAUUCAUAUCAUUAUGAUGAUGAACCUCGUUUAAGUGACCUUUUUUUUUGCUGCUUCUGUUUUCAGGGACUUAGCAUUACGAAACUGCAUGGUCGGGUUUGGGAACGUUAUAAAGAUUGGUGAUUUUGGAUUGGCGCGGACUCUUCAAAACAAUGAUUAUUACAGGUUUCAACGGAAGGGUAAGUACAAAGAUGAAGCUAAACUAGAUCAACAGAAAAAGGUUUCUGUUUGCUUUUUUGUUUUUGCUUUUUCAAUUGCAGUAAAUUUAGUUGCACGAAACUUCAAGCAACAUUUAACAUGUCUUUCCUUUUCCACGGCUUAACAGCAAUGCUACCUGUAAGGUGGAUGUCACCGGAGUCUAUCAGGGAAGGUUUAUUCACUCCGUGUACAGACGUUUGGUCUUAUGGUGUCACACUCUGGGAGUUGUCUACCAUCGGUGGCUUUCCCUACCAAGGGAUGUCCAACGUAGAGGUCUCGGAGAGAGUGGAAAAAGGAUACACGUUGGAAAUACCGAGCCAGUCCGGCCCAGAAAUGUAUGUAUCUUUGAUUGAUUUCUUAAAAGAGAUCGUGUUUGUCUCGUAUUUAGGACACUUGGCUUCGAACCAGUAGGUCCAGGGUCGAACCCUGUCCGGCUUAUGCUGUGCACUCAGGUAGGAUACCCCACUCUUACUGUGCCUGUUUUCAUCUAGGAGUAUAUAUUAAUAUCAACAAACUUUCAAGGAAAAAAAAAUGUCGAGGGUAAAGUUGUUAUAAAUUUUCAUUCCAUCCAGGAGUUGCAAUACCUCUAGUCAACUAGUGCGGGUGAAACUGAGGUAGACUCUUUGCAUUAUGGUAAAUCGUGUAUCACAUGGAAAUCAAUAAGUUACGAGGCCAAUUACAGAGGUCGCUAAAAGGAAAAACACUGACUUUCGACCAGACAGACAGACAUGCAAACGCUAGUAUGCAGACAGCUUGACUGACUGACUGACUUACUGCAGGGAUGAAUGACCGAUUCCCUGAGAGGGUCAAUGAGAAGUAGGCUGUGUUACUGAAAUCUUGACUGAGGGAUUCAACGGUCUGAGCCGGUGACCCGUUGAACGACUGACGUACUGUCUAUGUGUUUGUCUGUGUAUGCGACUGACCGAAAGGUAGCCUGUGAUUGCUUUAGUGAAUUACAUCAGCAUUCAUCUACAGGCUCGUCUUACUUGGGAAGUGUUGGCAUCAAGAUCCGGCCCAAAGACCAAAACCAUCAGAGAUUGUUAAAACCUUACUUGAGAACCAAGAGCUCGUUAACGCAUGCGUUGGUGUGCCUGCUACCACUCUCCUUGAUGACAGCAUGGCAAAUUUUGACGCCAGAGAGGCAAAUACGCAUGUACUUGGAGAGAUAGAAGGCCUGCAAUCAAACCAUUUCUUGGACUCGGAUCAUGUUAGCAGUACUUUGACUCUAACUCGGGAUACACGUGAUGAUCACGUGGGAAGAAAACAUAGCAUCAAGUCAGUAGCAGGGAAGGCGAAAGGUCAUUCAACUCUACCCUGGAGGAAAACAUCAGUGCAUUCUUAA